This is a messenger RNA of Gopherus evgoodei (Goodes thornscrub tortoise), 3508 nucleotides long. RefSeq names its product beta-1,3-galactosyltransferase 6 (gene B3GALT6). The transcript is spliced from 2 exons. Gene Ontology annotation, cellular component: membrane. Bases 599 to 1639 code for a protein of 346 amino acids. NCBI's taxonomy places the organism in Eukaryota, Metazoa, Chordata, Testudines, Testudinidae. Gene Ontology annotation, molecular function: UDP-galactosyltransferase activity. The record is from RefSeq and is a predicted model, not a curated record. Gene Ontology annotation, biological process: glycosaminoglycan biosynthetic process.
CGGCGGCAGCGCCCGGAGCCACCUGGCCUUCGCGCCGCCUAGGAGCCGGAGGGAGGGAGCUCCGCUUCGGGGGAGCUGCCCGAGGAGUCUGAGCCUUUCCCCCUGUCCGAGUUUCUCCCCUUGGCACAGGGGCAGCUGGCCCAGCAGCAGGUGCUGCUAACGCUGACUCGGCAGCGACGGAGCUGCUCUACCGACACGGUUCCGUGAAUGAAAAGAAAGAGGUGGAGGGACCAGGGCAUGAAGCUGCUGUUGAGGGGACUUGUGGCGCCCUCGCUGUGCUCAGAGAGGAAGAGUUUCCCAGCCCACUACCUGUACCAGUCUCCAUCCAGGACAUUCUGCACAAAGGGGGUGGGGCUGCUGUGAUUUUCACCUAAUCCUCAGGGCCGUGCAAGGUGCUGAGGGUGGGGCCUGUUGUUGAGGGGCACGAUCCAUUGUGGGGCCUGAGGUUUGCGCUGCCUCGUCCUGCCCGCCCAGGAGGAGUGAGGUGUGAGGGCUGGGCCUGGCCUGAUGCUGAUCUAAGAAGGGUGUGCCCAUAGCAUCCUUGGGCCUAGUUCUCGCCUCGGCCAUCGAGGAGGCAUCAGUGUCGCUCUCUGCCACGAUGAAGCUGCUGCGGCUUCUGUGCCGCCACAAGACAGCGCUGGGCCUGGGUGGCCUGGCACUCUUUGCUGUGAUCCUGCUCUACCUGGCCAAGUGCACCUCAGAGAGCCUCAGGCCCUUGCCAGGUCGGGGUCUGCCCCACAACCAGGCACCGCAGCCACCCCGCGGUGGAGUGGGAGCUGGGCCUCCCCUACCGGCAGCCCUGCUGCCCCCUGAGGAGACGGCUUUCCUGGCUGUCCUCAUUGCCAGCGGCCCCAAGUAUACAGAGCGCCGCAGUAUCAUCCGCAGCACCUGGCUCUCGAUAGCUGGCCGGCCCCCUCAGGAUGACAUCUGGUGUCGUUUCGUGAUAGGCACAGGCAGCCUGGCUGAGGAGGAGCUUCACAGCUUAGAGUUGGAGCAGAGCCGUCACCGGGACCUGCUGUUGCUGCCUGAGCUUCGUGAUUCCUAUGAGAACCUGACUGCCAAGGUCCUGGCAAUGUAUGUCUGGCUUGAUCUGCACUUGGAUUUCCGUUUUGUCCUCAAGGCUGAUGAUGACACCUUUGUACGCCUGGACGUACUUGUGGAAGAGCUGAGGGCCAAGGAGCCACGUCGUCUCUACUGGGGUUUCUUUUCUGGCCGUGGUCGAGUGAAGUCAGGUGGCAAAUGGAAAGAGAGCACCUGGCUCCUGUGUGACUACUAUUUGCCUUACGCCCUGGGUGGUGGCUAUGUGCUCUCUGCAGACCUGGUGCAUUACCUGCGACUGAGCCAUGACUAUUUCAACAUGUGGCAAAGUGAAGAUGUGUCUCUGGGUGCUUGGUUGGCUCCUGUUGAUGUGAAGAGGGUGCAUGACCCACGUUUUGACACUGAAUACAAGUCACGGGGCUGCAACAAUAAGUAUAUUGUCACUCACAAGCAGAGCAUUGAGGACAUGCUAGAGAAGCAUCAGACUUUGGCCAAGGAAGGGAAGCUCUGCAAGGAGGAGGUUAAGCUCAGGCUAUCCUACGUGUAUGACUGGGGAGUGCCUCCUUCACAGUGUUGCCAAAGGAAAGAUGGCAUCCCCUGAAAGUUUUGGAAAAAGGAAGGGCAAAGUAUCAAAGGGGAACUCUCUGGGCUGGAUCAUUGUCAUAUGGGGACACCCCCGGUGUGUAAGGCUUAAAAAUUAUUCUGAGAUUUUUGCACGAUUCAUGUAUCGAGACUGUGUGCAGGACCAACAUAGCACCAUAAUUCAUAAAAGCUACUGAAGUGCUGUGAUUUGUCUACAGAGACACAAAAUACAGGAAUAAAGGGGGAAAGUGAGGGAAAGGUUAUGUGAUGGACCUUAGUGCAAAGGUGGGGGGAAGCAAACUCUUUUUUUUUAAAUAACUUGGAUGCAGAUGCAAGUUGGAAGAUGUGUCCCAGAUUCCAAAGUUUGUUUGUUUAAGGACAUGUCAUGCCUUCUCACCAUCCCUGAGAUUGUGAAUAUAAUGUCUGCUGUUAAAUUUCUGCAGGGAAAAAGUGCCAUUUUGGCCAACCAUACUGGCAGGUUUUGAAGACUGUAAUAAAAAGAUAGCAAAUCAGUUGCUUGUGCCAGUGGAAGCAGGUGGCUGGUUAGAACCACUGGCCUGGCAUCUAAAUGAAGGGAAGCAUUUGUCAGAUAUUUGCACAGGUUACUUUAUACUCUCGCUGAGGGAGGGGAGGGUGUGUCCAGUCUUUGGAAAGUGUACUGAUUUAAUUAGAAUAGGUUUGGGUAAUAUCCCUGAAUUUAAAUCUUGAAUCAUUUUUUUUUUAAGUGGUUUAUGAUGUACUACGUAACCUGGAUUAUCUGGCAGCUACUAAAUAGGUCUGUAUUUGGAAAAGCGUAUGUGUUAUGCCAUAUUGCAGUAUUAGGAUAGGUUCUCAACUAUCUUGAUUUGGAAGUAAACAUUUAUGCUACAAACCUAGCACUCAGUUAUUGGGAUUAGAAGCUGUGCUUGUAGUCUCCAAGUGCAUUGUGUACAAAGAAAUCUUAAUUUCCUAAUUUUUACAAAAAAUAAUCACACUGAGAAGUAUAUGAUCUAAUUAUGCAAACAAUAGGACUAUUUACAUCAGUAAGGAUUACCUGUGUGAGUAAGAGUUACCUGUAACAUCUCACAUUGGAAGUACAAAACUUUAUCAAGUUAUCUGGACUAGAUUUUUAAAGUAAAGUAAUAAUUCUGUGUUUUAAAAAAAAAAAUCUGAGGAAUAGGUUAUUUUAGUUGCUAAUAUGGUAUGUAAAUGACUGGAAUUUAUUUUUUCACUUCUCUAUAGUCCUGUCUACACUACAAACGAAUCCAUUGCUGACAAGGGUUGUUGGGCAUGUUUGGGGUUUAAUUGAGAGUAUAAAUGGGCCACUUUUAGCACAGUGACAGAAUGCAUUACACUCUCAAAUAAUUCUAGCACGUGUUCUGUGCAGACUUUUAGUUGUGUGACUCUGAAUAAUCCUGACAUCCGAUAAUGAUGUUGAAAAUGGUUCCAUCUGCGCACACAAUUACACCUUUGUCCACACUGGUUCAGGGGGACUCCCUUCUGAAAACCCUUGUCAGCAACAGAUCUCUUUUCUAGUAAAGACACAGCUUUAAAGUUGAUGCCUAAAGACCAUGUUCACACUCUUCAGGCUUUCUUACGGUUUAUUGCACAGUGCACUUUCAUACUAGUGUUAUUUCUUUCAUUGGCCAGUACACCUCUUUCUCUUACCUGUGGAGGGAGACUUCAACUUUAAAUAAUAAGAGUUGGUACUGACAUAACAUUUUUGCUUCUCAGACCUGAUUUAGUAAUUUAUUCCAAAGGAAUCAAAUGAAUUUAUUUUCUCAAUUAAAAUCCAUUUCUUCUAUCUAGUUUUAAACAAUUUCUUGAGAGGAUUAAGUGGGGAAAAAAAACUCUUUUGGAAAGCAGGGCUUUGGAGCUAUGCUCCGGCUCUGCUCCAGUGCCAGGCAAA